AUGUGCAUGUUACAAAAGGGCUCACGUGGAUUCGCGUAUUAAAUUAUCGUAUUCAGUUUCAAUUGUGUGAAAUACGACGAUGGCUGAAGUCAAUGCCAGGAGAGAAGCGAGAAAGCGGCGAAUAUUAGAAAACUCAGAAAGUCGUCUACGCAGAAUUACAGGGAGAGUUAAUUCGGUCGAAAUCAAAGAUAAUGAUCCACAAGUGGAAAGCAAUGGUCUUAAAGCAGAUUCUAAUUUUGGAGAGGACAAUGUCAGAAAUGGUGUAUGCAAUGUCAGUAGCGACACAAAAUUGAAAAAUUGCACAAGAUUUGACAACAGACAUGAAAGUUUUUUAAAUGACAUCAGCAAUAAGAAUAUACAUUCGUCGGAACAAGCAUCUAAAUCAGAAUUUAUGUCAUACACAUUAUUAUUCAGUUGUGUCAGUUUCAUCUUGCUAGCGGGAAUUGUCAAUAUUUUGUUUGUGCUGAAACUCGACUAUUUAUUUGGGCAGGCAGUUAUCAUACCUUACUUAUUAUUGACGAUGGGACGUUUAUAUAGCUGUACGACAUUAUAUGAAGCACAAGACAACAGUUUAUUAGUCAUUGCUUUGAUGUUGUGCAAUGUUAAACCUAGAUUAAUUCAUAUAUUCAAAAUAUCAUUCGCGUUAUUCACUAUGAUACUUAAUGAUUUUUGCUUAUAUAUGUUUAGUUUUGUAUUGAUGCGCUAUAUCAUUAUUCGCUAUUAUUACUAUAAUCCUGCAGUACCAACAAAUGCAUAAUUACUCUGGUAAUGGAGUGAGUGAAGGUAAAGUGGAAUUCUAUUGUUGGAAAUUUUGUACAAUUUUGUAAUGUUGAAAAGGUAGAAGGCUGUUCUCAGAAGAAUAUAAAAAUUGAUAUAUUAUUUUUAAAACCAUGCAGCUGUAUCAUAUUUUUUUACGUCUUCAGCAUUAUGCUGUCAUUUUAACUGAAUAAUAGGUAUUGUAUAAG
Messenger RNA from Mycetomoellerius zeteki, 965 nucleotides. RefSeq lists its product as uncharacterized. NCBI's taxonomy places the organism in Eukaryota, Metazoa, Arthropoda, Insecta, Hymenoptera, Formicidae. Gene Ontology annotation, cellular component: GET complex. Gene Ontology annotation, biological process: tail-anchored membrane protein insertion into ER membrane. Bases 80 to 757 code for a protein of 225 amino acids. The transcript has 3 exons. The record is from RefSeq and is a predicted model, not a curated record.